This is a messenger RNA of Ramularia collo-cygni, 1419 nucleotides long. Its product is annotated as related to putative tartrate transporter. Gene Ontology annotation, biological process: transmembrane transport. Gene Ontology annotation, cellular component: membrane. NCBI's taxonomy places the organism in Eukaryota, Fungi, Ascomycota, Dothideomycetes, Mycosphaerellales, Mycosphaerellaceae. The record is from RefSeq and is a predicted model, not a curated record. The coding region runs from base 1 to 1419 and encodes 472 amino acids. The transcript has 6 exons. Gene Ontology annotation, molecular function: transmembrane transporter activity.
AUGCCCGAUGAAAAAGAUCCGGGAGAGUACGAGAUGGAGAUCGAGGAGGCGGAUCUCGUUGAAAAUGUCGUUCUGAAGAAACGUGUUCUUAGAAAGAUUGAUCUGCGAUUAUUACCCAUUCUUGGAGCACUCUAUUGCAUCGCGCUCAUAGACCGAACCAACAUUUCUGUGGCGCGGAUAUCUGGAUUGGAUGAGGAUUUGGAGUUGAAGGUUGGGGAUCGAGCUUCGGUUGCUUUGCUUGUGUUUUUCAUCGGAUAUGUUUUGUUUGAGAUUCCGAGUAAUAUUCUGAUUCGAAGAAUUGGACCUGCUGUGUUGUUGUCGAGUAUUGCGCUGGCUUGGGGCGCUGUGAGUUUGGGGUUGGGGUUUAUUGAUACGUGGGAGCAGUUGGCUGUUUUGAGAGCUAUCUUGGGGAUUCUGGAGGCGGGCUACUACCCCGGAUGCAUCUACCUCAUCGCCUCAUGGUACCAGCGCUACGAGCUUCAGAAACGCAUCUCAGCGUUCUUCCUCACAGCGACCGCAAUCUCCGGCUUCGCCAACAUCUUCGCUCUCGGUCUCGUCCAGCUCGAACGAGUUACAACUUAUAAGGGCUGGCGAUGGAUCUACAUCAUCGAAGGCGCAAUCACCAUGGUAGUCGCCAUUCUCGCCUUCUUCAUCAUCGUAGACUUUCCCACUUCGAAGAAGAACAAAUUUCUGACCGAUGAAGAGAAGAGAUUCGUCGUUGCGCGAUUGGCUCAAGAUCGUGGUGCUGGAGACGAUAAGGCAAAGGUCACUUGGUCGGUUAUCCUGCAUACUUUUCUUGAUUGGAAGAUUUGGUCGUUUUCUAUGAUGUACUUUGCUGGCGCCGGCGGCGUGUAUGCAUUCGCGCUGUUCCUACCCAUCAUUCUACGCAAUAGUCUGGACUUCUCCCUGGAGCUCUCUUUCGUGCUGUCUGCAUUCCCGCCCGUUUUUGCGAUUUUGGUCGUUAUGCCGAUAUCGUGGUUGKCGGAUAAAUACCAUCAACGCRGGAUUCCUACCAUCUUCCAGGGCGUGUUGGGUGUGAUUGGGCUUUGCAUGACGGGUUUCUUGGAUGAUCCUAUUCCCAGGUACAUCGGAACCUUCUUGGGAUACGCCGGAGCCAUUGGACUUGUCGUGACUUCCAUGUCAUGGAUGGCAAACAAUCUCCGUGGCGAUGGGAAGCGGGCCAUUGCAACUGCUAUUAUGAUCAGUAUCAGUGGAAUUGGAGGUAUCUACUCGAGCUUGGUGUUUCGGCAGCAGGAUGCCCCUGAUUACGUUCCCGGAGUCAUAGCCAUCAUGGCUGCCAAUAUUCUGGCUAUUGCAUUGGCGAUCAUCACAACUUUGAUUUUGAGACGACAGAAUAGCUUGGCGGAGCAGGGAAAGACGGUUCUGGAGGGGCUUGCUGAGUUUAGAUAUACCCCAUGA